Messenger RNA from Sinocyclocheilus rhinocerous, 468 nucleotides. RefSeq names its product netrin receptor DCC-like. Bases 118 to 468 code for a protein of 116 amino acids. The transcript is spliced from 4 exons. Lineage: Eukaryota; Metazoa; Chordata; Actinopteri; Cypriniformes; Cyprinidae. The record is from RefSeq and is a predicted model, not a curated record.
GGAGUAGCGCGAGCGCUGACGUUCCUCCAGAGGCCUCAGAAGGUCACGGCUCUACAGGGCAGAGAUGCGGUUCUAGAAUGUUCUGCCUCCGGCUAUCCCACCCCAUCCUUCUACUGGAUGAGAGGAGACGAGCUGAUCCAGAGCAGAUCAAAGAAAUACUCUCUCCUGAGCGCCAGCAACCUUCUGAUCAGCAGCGUCACAGACGACGACUCGGGAACGUACAGCUGCGUCGCUCACAACAAACAGCAGAACAUCUCCGCGUCCUGCCAGCUCUCCGUGCUCGUGCCGCCUCAGUUCCUCAGCUACCCGUCGAACACGUACGCGUAUGAAAGCACGGACAUCGAGAUGGAGUGUGCCGUGGCGGGAAACCCGCAGCCCACCGUCCGCUGGGUGAAGAACGGAGAGGCCGUCAUUCCCAGCGACUACUUCCAGAUCGUGACACACACUGAGAUUCUGUCACUGGACUGA